This is a messenger RNA of Lactuca saligna, 744 nucleotides long. Lineage: Eukaryota; Viridiplantae; Streptophyta; Magnoliopsida; Asterales; Asteraceae. The record is from the annotation of a GenBank genome assembly.
AUGUCAGGAAACGAUUCAUAUGGCACGUCGUGGGCUGAUCAAUGGGAUCACAAUCCAGAUCCCAUGCCCGCUUCUGCUAAUUAUAACAAGAAAACCGGUACCGGUAGCGGAGGGAUGACCGGAAAGUAUGGGAAGAAGAUGGGGGAAGGAUUUGGUAAGACCAAAGAGGUGGCUGCGACUGGUGCUAAGAAGGUCAAACAGGGGACUUCGGAUAAGUUAGCAUGUUUUUCAAUUGACUUUAGUCAUGAUCACGUGGAUCCAUGCCUUGCUUGGGAAUUAAGACUUGUGAAUUGGAAGAGAGGGCUAGGGGUUAUGAGGAAUAUUGUUAAAAGAAAAAUUGCACUGGAAAAAAUCAAUAUUCCUCUUGAGGAGAUUCUUCAUUCAGGAGAUCCACAGGCAGGUCAUGUAUUACCUUAUGUCGUGGACAGUGAAUUCAAUGUCGCUGGCCUCCGGGAGAGAAUUAAAAGAGCUAAUUUCCCAGUAUGUGACGGGUACUUUCCAUGGCUAAAAACAGUCCCACUAAAGGUAUCGGAUUUUGUUUGGAGAGCCAAACAAAAUAAAAUUCCCUCAGCUGGAGCACUUCGAAACAAGGGGGGGGGGGGGGUGGCAAUGGCAUCAACUCUUUGUGGCUCUUGUCAAAGAUCGGAAGAAACUGGAGGUCAUUUUCUUGUAGAAUGGCCAGUUGCAAAGGAAGUAUUAUCUGCAAUUCUUCAUUGGUGCAAUAUCCCUGUAAUUGAUUUCUAA